CUCCAUCUUCCUUUUCCCUCCAAGAGAAAUUAAUAAAUAACACCAACUCAUGCCUUUGAUUUUGGUUAACACAAACCACCAGCAGAAACAGAUCCAAGCCAAGGGGAAGCAAAAAAAUGUCAACCCCCGCCGAUGAUGAAGAACAAGAAGAUCAAGAACACCGGCGGGAAGCUCUGACAUUCUGGUGCGCCGGCUGCGACGUGAGCAUCCGCCUUCUAAUCACCUCCUCCGCCGGCGCUGUUCCAUCUUGCCCGCAUUGCCACCGUCAGCCUCUUCACCUCAUGGACGACAUCAUCGUUGAUCAUGCCAAUCAUGCCUCCGGCUCCGACGACAUCGACACUGCCAACCUGUUCCUCGUCGACAGCCCCUCGUUCCGCCGCUUCCUCGUGCGUCAUCACUGCGCCUUCAACGCCUGUCACAGUAACUGCGACGUCCAGUACUUGGAACUACUGGAUUCAAUGGAAAACUCGUCGAUAUCGUCGCCAUCGUCGUUGGCGAAUGUGAUGAUCCCUAGCGUCGAAAUCGAGCCUCUGUCGCUGGAAAUCGAUCCGGUUCUGGAAUGUGCGGUGUGCAAGGAGCUGUUUGUGGCGGGUGAGGAGGUCAAGCAACUCCCCUGUUCUCAUUUCUUCCAUUCCCAUUGCAUCAUCCCCUGGCUUUCCCUCCACAAAUCCUCCUGCCCUCUCUGCCGCUUCCAGCUUCUUCCCCUCCACAAUUUCUGCGACACCAUUGAGGAGUUUACAUGAUUACAUCAAUUCGAUUCGUUUGUUUUGUUUUGAAAUUUCUGUGCUUCUGCUCUUCACUUCUUUGUGCUUCUGGUAUGGAUUUCAGGUGGCCGGCUAGUUGGUGCCAUCUCAUAAUAAUAAGAUAAGAGAGACAAGACCCAUCUUUCUAGAGAAAGAUUAUUGAUACUGAGAGUGAAAUUUUAUUGGGAGGGAACCCCACAAGAUUAUGAGUUGCCCUAUAUUUUUUACAUAAGUUACAAACGGCAAACAGAGCUGUUUUGAAAAGCAUUAUUAUGAGGUUGCCUUCAAGAAGUACCUUGCAAGUUACGUAUCCUCCAUCAAUCCAUCCAUCACUUUCCCCCUUCCUCUCUUCUUUGCAACAAAGAUUACAACAUUAUCAUCUGAUUGAGGAACCUGAACAAUAACUACCGGUAUGACAGACACUGAAAAAAACCUCUGUCGUAAGUUACACAACGAGUAAUUCCCCCAUCGCAGUCAUAGAGCCUGACUGCAACUGAAAAUUUCCCCCCUUCUUUAUACUGGGUUUGCUUUACUCAACAUAUUUGCUUCAAGUUGGCCGCUAAAGAUAGAAUACACCUGCCCCCUAUUGAGCCUGAAUCCAAAUUCCAACAAAGAAACUGGUUUCAUUAGGACCUUCAUUUACCACAUAUAGCUCGAAUAACAACUAAACGAGUUCGAGCUAAAAUAUGUCCAGGGUCCCACGUCUUCGAUCCAAAUGAACCCCUCGUGUUGAA
This is a messenger RNA of Linum trigynum, 1477 nucleotides long. The record is from the annotation of a GenBank genome assembly. NCBI's taxonomy places the organism in Eukaryota, Viridiplantae, Streptophyta, Magnoliopsida, Malpighiales, Linaceae.